AUGGGGAUGUCGCUUGGUGGAGGCCUGCAGCCCAGCGGCGCCAGUGCAGAACGCCUCCCUUUCUCCAAGUCGCAAGAUGGUCAAGAACUCAACAUGUCGCCUGCUUCGGCUCAAACCUAUAUGACGAAUCAGUCGGGCAAGAGGAGCGGCCCCGACGCCUCGAAUGUGCAGAAGUGCGACGACCUUCUUUUCUGGCAAAGGAGCGGCCGCAACGCCAGGCGGCAACAAACAGGCUCCGCGCGAUUCGGUGAUGCAUAUGUUCUGCGCCAUAUCACGCAACUGAGUAUGCAACAUGACAAGUUCAACAUCAGUGCCAAAGGCCUCAGUGCCAAGGGCCGGCUAACACCUGCGGAGAUCAAGUCAGAGUGCUUCCACGACGCAUUCCGCAUUUGA
Molecule: messenger RNA, 393 nt
Organism: Gaeumannomyces tritici R3-111a-1
Lineage: Eukaryota; Fungi; Ascomycota; Sordariomycetes; Magnaporthales; Magnaporthaceae
Exons: 4
Coding region: 1-393 (130 amino acids)
Source: RefSeq, a predicted model, not a curated record